This is a messenger RNA of Gorilla gorilla gorilla (western lowland gorilla), 6554 nucleotides long. It is a transcript of the gene LRFN5, whose product is annotated as leucine rich repeat and fibronectin type III domain containing 5. Gene Ontology annotation, biological process: synaptic membrane adhesion; regulation of presynapse assembly. NCBI's taxonomy places the organism in Eukaryota, Metazoa, Chordata, Mammalia, Primates, Hominidae. Gene Ontology annotation, molecular function: protein binding. Gene Ontology annotation, cellular component: cell surface; postsynaptic density membrane; GABA-ergic synapse. The transcript is spliced from 4 exons. Bases 330 to 2630 code for a protein of 766 amino acids. The record is from RefSeq and is a predicted model, not a curated record.
CUAUGGCAAAGGGCAGCGAAGUGACGAGCGAGACCCGCGUACGACUGUGAAAGCCACCUGGAGCCACCUUGCCGGGAUUGUACCUGCAGGCAGAAAGUCUUCCUACGACCGUCUUUUCCCCUAGAGGCACCAGAAUCUCUGUAACCAUUCAUCCAGGUGUUGAGAAGAUAUGUAGCAGCCGAGCACCCAUCUUUUGACACCGUCCUCUGAAAUCAGCUUUGGAGAUGCUUUCACUCUGUCCGUCUUCUGCAGCAGCCAGGCAGAGUGCCGACUCCUUCACAGCCGUGAGGAACUCUUCAGGCUCCAGAAGCUCUUAAAUCUGAUCUACAAUGGAAAAAAUUCUUUUUUAUCUGUUUUUCAUUGGCAUAGCAGUGAAAGCUCAGAUCUGUCCAAAGCGUUGUGUCUGUCAGAUUUUGUCUCCUAAUCUUGCAACCCUUUGUGCCAAGAAAGGGCUUUUAUUUGUUCCACCAAACAUUGACAGAAGAACUGUGGAACUGCGGUUGGCAGACAAUUUUGUUACAAAUAUUAAAAGGAAAGAUUUUGCCAAUAUGACCAGCUUGGUGGACCUGACUCUAUCCAGGAAUACAAUAAGUUUUAUUACACCUCAUGCUUUCGCUGACCUACGAAAUUUGAGGGCUUUGCAUUUGAAUAGCAACAGAUUGACUAAAAUUACAAAUGAUAUGUUCAGUGGUCUUUCCAAUCUUCAUCAUUUGAUACUGAACAACAAUCAGCUGACUUUAAUUUCCUCUACAGCGUUUGAUGAUGUCUUCGCCCUUGAGGAGCUGGAUCUGUCCUAUAAUAAUCUAGAAACCAUUCCUUGGGAUGCUGUUGAGAAGAUGGUUAGCUUGCAUACCCUUAGUUUGGAUCACAAUAUGAUAGAUAACAUUCCUAAGGGGACCUUCUCCCAUUUGCACAAGAUGACUCGGUUAGAUGUGACAUCAAAUAAAUUGCAGAAGCUACCACCUGACCCUCUCUUUCAGCGAGCUCAGGUACUAGCAACCUCAGGAAUCAUAAGCCCAUCUACUUUUGCAUUAAGUUUUGGUGGAAACCCCUUGCAUUGCAAUUGUGAAUUGUUGUGGUUGAGGCGUCUGUCCAGAGAAGAUGACUUAGAGACCUGUGCUUCUCCUCCACUUUUAACUGGCCGCUACUUUUGGUCAAUUCCUGAAGAAGAGUUUUUGUGUGAGCCUCCUCUCAUUACUCGUCAUACACAUGAGAUGAGAGUCCUGGAGGGACAAAGGGCAACACUGAGGUGCAAAGCCAGGGGAGACCCUGAGCCUGCAAUUCACUGGAUUUCUCCUGAAGGGAAGCUUAUUUCAAAUGCAACAAGAUCUCUGGUGUAUGAUAACGGAACACUUGACAUUCUUAUCACAACUGUAAAGGAUACAGGUGCUUUUACCUGCAUUGCUUCCAAUCCUGCUGGGGAAGCAACACAAAUAGUGGAUCUUCAUAUAAUUAAGCUCCCUCACUUACUAAAUAGUACAAACCAUAUCCAUGAGCCUGAUCCUGGUUCUUCAGAUAUCUCAACUUCUACCAAAUCAGGUUCUAAUACAAGCAGUAGUAAUGGUGAUACUAAAUUGAGUCAAGAUAAAAUUGUGGUGGCAGAAGCUACAUCAUCAACGGCACUACUUAAAUUUAAUUUUCAAAGAAAUAUCCCCGGGAUACGUAUGUUUCAAAUCCAGUACAAUGGUACUUAUGAUGACACCCUUGUUUACAGAAUGAUACCUCCUACGAGCAAAACUUUUCUGGUCAAUAAUCUGGCUGCUGGAACUAUGUAUGACUUGUGUGUCUUGGCCAUAUAUGAUGAUGGCAUCACUUCCCUCACUGCCACAAGAGUCGUGGGUUGCAUCCAGUUUACUACGGAACAGGAUUAUGUGCGUUGCCAUUUCAUGCAGUCCCAGUUUUUGGGAGGCACCAUGAUUAUUAUUAUUGGUGGAAUCAUUGUAGCAUCUGUGUUGGUAUUCAUCAUUAUUCUGAUGAUCCGGUAUAAGGUUUGCAACAAUAAUGGGCAACACAAGGUCACCAAGGUUAGCAAUGUUUAUUCUCAAACUAACGGGGCUCAAAUACAAGGCUGUAGUGUAACGCUGCCCCAGUCCGUGUCCAAACAAGCUGUGGGACACGAAGAGAAUGCCCAGUGUUGUAAAGCUGCCAGUGACAAUGUGAUUCAAUCUUCAGAAACUUGUUCGAGUCAGGACUCCUCUACCACUACCUCUGCUUUGCCUCCUUCCUGGACUUCAAGCACUUCUGUGUCCCAAAAGCAGAAAAGAAAGACUGGCACAAAGCCAAGUACAGAACCACAGAAUGAAGCCGUCACAAAUGUUGAAUCCCAAAACACUAACAGGAACAACUCAACUGCCUUGCAGUUAGCUAGCCGACCUCCCGAUUCUGUCACAGAGGGGCCCACGUCUAAAAGAGCACAUAUAAAGCCAAGUAAGUUUAUCACUUUGCCUGCUGAGAGAUCCAGAGCAAGGCACAAGUACUCCCUCAAUGGAGAAUUAAAGGAAUACUAUUGUUAUAUUAACUCGCCGAGCACAUGUGGACUGUUUCCUAAAAGAAGCAUGUCUAUGAAUGUGAUGUUUAUUCAGUCUGACUGUUCUGAUGGUCAUAGUGGAAAGGCAACUCUCAAAUUCUGAGGGACUACUGGAAAGCUCUGUGUAAUUUAUAAUUUCUUUUUCAUGAAAAAUCAUUUUGAGAACUCACAUAGAAGAUUGGAAUUUGCAAUUCCAAUGCUGUGUAUAAAUCAACCUUCUCAGGUACAGUAUAUAUAUAUACAUAUAUAACUAUAUAUAUGUGUAUGUAUGUAUAUGUAUACUGGAAGGAAACAUAAAUAAAAUGGAUAAGGGAAAAAGCAUGACAUAGCAGCAGUGCCUUUCCCUAUUCUAGGACCAACUCCUAGGACUAGCAACAGCAGAUUAAAAAAAUGAAAAUUGUUGUAGAAAAAAAGUAUUGCAUAAAAAAUGAUAUUUCUCUAAUUUUACAAAGGGCCACCUAUGGAUAAUUGAUAUUUUUAAUAAGUAGACUGUAUAUUUUCUUUCAAUGGUAAUAGUGUUUCCUUUGUUUUUAGGGAAAUGUUGUAGAGAACAACUUCAUGUUGCUAAAUUAUUUAAAAUAAAAUAUUCAAUUAGUAUACCGAGUUAAUGUUAAAAUUAGUUCACUUCUAAACAACAUCCUUGGUGCAGGUGCCUUAAUGGUUGUAAGAUAUUUCUCCUCUAUGAUACACCUUUUUCAGUGGAAAGGAGAAGAAAGUGCAAUUUAUUUUGCAUUUAUGAAAACUCUAAUCAGUUUUCAGUCACAGGCUACAAAUUCCUAUGCAUCUACAUGGACAUAUGAAGAUUUUUUCCUUCAUUUAAUACACAUUUUUUGAAUGAAUGAGUUUUAUGUUGUUCUUAAUACAAGAUAAAGAGGGAGACAAACAUACAAGACUGCCUUUAUCAAAGGGGUGUUUAUUUUUAUCACCAAGUAAAAUUUAAAAACUUCUAAUGGUGUUCUCAUUAUAUUUAUAAAUCAUACAAGUCAUUGCUCAUUAAGCAGAUAGUGGAUUUUUUUUCCCAUUUGCACUAUAGUUUUUGCAUUUGAAUGUUUUCCUUUUAAAGUAAAUGCAUUUGCUAUUUUAACCAAAAACUGUGGUAAAUUUAACUAGAAAUCAUGCCGCUUAAUGAGAAUACAUAAUUUUUAAAAACAGGAUUUUAAAUUUAGUAGAAACUAAUAUUGCUCCUGGAUAAUGUGGAAUUAUUAGAAAUUUACUGAAAUUAAGGUCUAUAGAUAAAUGUUUCUAUUCACUCCUUGAAAAACUUAAUUAUAUAAUAAUUUGAUGGUGUUCUAUUAAAGAUCUAUAAACAGGUUACCGUCAAAGAGGUUUUAUUUUGUUUUGUUUUGUUUUGUUUUGUUUUGAGAAUAAGGCUCACGUGAGAACUGACCCAUUGCUUUGCACAAAAGAAAUGACAUUUUAGCCAUAAUAUCAUAAGAUAGGUACUUUGCUGUCUUAUGUCAAGUACUCUUUGGGAGUAAGUUAAACACACAGUAAAAGUUUAUUAACUUUUUCAGAUCACUUGAAAUACCACUUAAGACACAAGUGAGGAAUGUGGAAUCAUUAAUUUCCUUCUGGUAGAAGCAUAUACACCAAUUUCAGUUACUGUUAACUUGACAAAGCCACAUCUUCUGAUACACAAUGUAUCAUGAUGCCAUUCAAUAGUAUGUAAGAUUAAAGUAGUUAGAGAUUACUUUCAGUGCCAGUCUUGAAAAUAAUUAUCCAAUGGGCUUUUUUAUUUUAGGUGUUUGCUAAAUCCCUUCUCUGCCCUGAUUCUCUUUCUAAAAAGUUUACUUUUCACAUUUGCAAAGUCUAAUUAUCCUUCACUGCCCAGUUAUUUAUUUCUUGUAAGGAAUAGAUGAGGUCACAUGUGGUCGUAGUUUGCGAAAUCAAAAGCAGCACUCAUAGUGAAAUAUAUUUUCAGUACUAUUAAUGUAGUAAUGCUCUAAUUCCAACUAAAUAUUUUUAAUUAACACAAUUGCCUAAUUCCUCAAUAGGUGUUGAUUUGCAGAAGCAUACUACUUUUUCCCUUCUUAGAUUUAUCAGCAUAGUAUUAAAAAUAUUGAACAUACAAAAGCUUGCAAGACUUAAAGAAAUGAAUCUUCAAAGACUUUCUGGGAUUAUGAAGGUUGUGAUCAAAGAUAAGGAUGCUCUGAAAUCAUGCAACAUUAGGAAGGUUAACAUAUGUACUAUAAGUUACUGAUGAACUUAGUAUUUUCCAGUAUUUUUAAAAAUCAAUUGCCUACUUAUGUUUCUAAUAAAGUUUGAUUAAAUAUCUUUCAUUUCUCAUAGACAUUUAAAAUUCCAUAUUUAAUCAUAUGAGAUUUAUUUUGUUUGACUAACACCAUUGAAAAUAAUUUAAUGUGAUUUAAUAUAUUUUUAAUAUGAUCAUUUUUACAAUAUUUAAACCAAAUGCCUGAACACUUGUUCUUAAAAAUGGUAGAAAGGUGAGUAUCUGGCCUGAGAUUUUGCCCUUCAAAAAGUCUAUAUUUUGAGAGAUUAACAAAAGACUGGCUUAUCAAGAAGGUCAAAAUUUUUUUGUAUUUGUUUAUAAACAGAUGAAGAAAUUUUUGCUUAAAGUAAUUGCAGUGUGAAGUGACUGAAAAGUAAGUCUACAGAAAAGUUGGGAAUGAUAUUACCUAUCAUGAUGUCUGAAACAUGAUUGUUGCUUAGAUGAAUAAAUGAGUAAAUGAAUAGGUAAAUAUGGCCAUGGAGUAAGGUGUGGAAAUAAGAAUUUUCAUUUGUUAGUACAAUACAAAUUUGUUAUCUAAAUAUUAUGUUACCAUAAGCAACAAAUUCUGUCCUUUUCUUGUUUUGCUUUCUGUCAUUUAUUAUUUUAUUCCUCAUUUAAACGGUCAUAUAUAUGUGAUCUGAAGCAUCUGGUUUGCUGUUUGUUGUUUCUGACUAUAUGAAGAUUAUAUAUACAUAUAUAUUAUUUUUGCUUCCUUUCUUAUUUUUCUUUUAUUUUUGUCAUUUUACAUUAUAGUUUCAGCUUGUUCAAUGUGAGAACCAACAAAAUAAUGUGUUUCCUGUUAUGCAUGUAUUAACGAUGUUUACUUCAAACUUUUUUUAAAAUUGUGUUCCUGCAUUAUUUUUGUCCCUUUUGAAUAAUUGUCCCCCAAUUGAAAAUAUAAAAUUAUUAUUACAGUAGUGUCAUAAAGGGAUAAUGAAGCAUCUAACGUAGCCCCAAAUUUUAAGAAGCAGUAUAUUUUAGUUUGAUAGAUAUUAUUUAUGUUAGUCUACAAAUAUAUAAAUACAGCAAUUUAAAGUAGACACAGUGGCUGGGCAUGGGGGCUCACACUGUAAUUCCAGCACUCUGGGGGCCCCAGAUGGGCAGAUCACUUGAGGUCAGGAGUUAGAGACCAGUCAGGCCAACGUGGUGAAACCCUGUCACUAGUAAAAACACAAAAAAAUUAGUUGGGGGUGUGGUAGGAAUCUGUAGUCCCAGCUACUCAGGAGGCUGAGGUGGGAAAAUCGCUUGAGCCUGGGAGGUGGAGGUGGCAGUGAACUGACAUCCCACCACUGCACUCCAGCCUGGGUGACAGAGAGAGACUCUGUCUCAAAAGAGAAGAAAAGAAAAGUAAAUAAAUGAAUAAAUAAAUUAGACACAGUAACACUCAAACUGUGGCCAAUUUAUUUCCCCCUUUUUUUUUUCCUAACCAUUAAAGGAGUCAGUGGGGGUCUCUGUAAGUUGUUUCAUGCUUUAAAACAGUGGGUUUUUACCUGCUUUGUAGAUAUAUUUUACUUAAAAUUUUGGAAUAGAAGUUUUGAACCAUUCUAAGAAAUCUCUAAACAUAACAAGUCUAAUCUUUGAAAGAUGCAUAAUUUCUCCACAAAUUUAUAAACAAUUAAAAAACAUAAAUGUGAUCCAGUAGUCUCCAGACAUAUUUUUCUUUUAGUUUUAAUGUAUUUUCUCUUCAAUUUAAACUACUUGCAUCCAAUAAAUUUUAUUAUUUUAUUUGCUUAUAUUUUUGAAAAGAAAAUAUAUCAUUUAUAAAGCUAAAAACUUUAAAAGUUGCCCUAAAAUUUA